AUCGACCUUAUCGUUUCACCGUACGUUUUCAAUUCAAACACAGCCCAAAAAAGAGAGGGAAUACAGAGGUGAAAUAGAAAGCGAACAUGGCUCCAAAGAAACGUGGAGGAAGGCCGCGCACGACGGUGGUCACCGCCAGGAAAGUGGUGGAAGAAACCGUCUCCGUCGUUGUAACGUCACCUGUCGGCGAAACUGAGACGGAGACUCAAACUCUAACUCAAAGCCAGAGUCAGCCCACUGUUGAAAUUUUUUCUUCUUCUACCAAAGAAUCAUUUGAUAUUUUAACUCCACCACCUUCAGAAGAACCAAUACCUAAAAGAACCAUUUCUGUUGAAGACAAGUCUACGCCACAACGUAAGAAAAAGGAGCAAGAAAGACAGCCUCAGGAAUUAGAGGAACAGAGAGUGCAGCAGCAAGAUGAAGACGAAACACAACCGGCUUCAGAGCCAGAAGAGAUGCCAACACCUCCAAAAAUGCAAGAGGAAAAAAAAGCCCAAAAAAGAAAACCCGAAGCUGCAAAGAAGACAACACAAGCUAAAGGCGGAACAGAGGAAGAGGGAAAGAGGAAAAGGAAAAGGAAGAGGGCGAAAGUGGGUGGGGGAGUAGGACCCAGUGAAGGGUACAGAAGGUAUGUAUUUAGGGUGAUGAAGCAAGUUCACCCGGAUAUGGGAAUUUCAUCAAAAGCUAUGACUAUAUUAAACAAUCUGAUGGGGGAUAUGUUCGAGAGAAUCGCCGGUGAGGCGGCGACGCUGUCGAAGUAUGUCGGGCGGGCGACGUUGGCGUCGGUGGAUAUUCAGGAUGCGGUUAAGUUGGUGUUGCCGGGAGAACUAGGGAAGCAUGCCAUUGCUGAAGGGACAAAAGCUGUGACUACUUAUGUGUCUAGUGUUGGUGGAGGAGAUAAGUCCAAGUCCAAGUCCAAAUCCAAGGCCUAGUGAACUGAAAUUUAAUGUUUUGUAGUGUGGGUUUAUGGACAUUUAGUUUGUGUUUAGUUAAUUUGCUUCAACUCUUUUUUGGCGGUUCUAUGCCUUCAUGGAAAUGCACUGCAUGCAAAAUGGGGCUCUUUUUUGUAAAUUUUUUUUUUUGAUUUGCAUGCUUGUGAGUUGUUGCUAUAACUUGGUAUUCGGAUGUAUUUAAUGUUUGAUUAUUUCCUUUCUCGGUUAUAGGCUGGUUUGUUGUUUUA
Molecule: messenger RNA, 1180 nt
Organism: Nicotiana tabacum (common tobacco)
Lineage: Eukaryota; Viridiplantae; Streptophyta; Magnoliopsida; Solanales; Solanaceae
Cellular component (GO): nucleosome
Molecular function (GO): DNA binding; structural constituent of chromatin; protein heterodimerization activity
Source: RefSeq, a predicted model, not a curated record